Messenger RNA from Zonotrichia albicollis (white-throated sparrow), 1947 nucleotides. The record is from RefSeq and is a predicted model, not a curated record. NCBI's taxonomy places the organism in Eukaryota, Metazoa, Chordata, Aves, Passeriformes, Passerellidae.
GGUUUCCUUCUGAAAUGGGCCCUGGCACAAUGGGGCUGCCAACGCCUGAAACGUUCUGCUCUGCUGCAUAAUCAGAAUGAAAACUCAACAAAUACGUUAAGAUAUUUCCAGAAAGUGCCUCGAGGAAGCUUCCUUAUGUAGAAAAAGCCCACAAGAAACACAGUGUGUGCUUCCUGGCAGCUCGUGAAGCAAAGCUGUCACAAUGGCAGAGAACAAGGACAGCAGCGCGAAAAACGCAGAUGUGAGGCCCAAAAGCAGCCGGAGCAGGAGUGCAGACAGAAAGGAUGGAUAUGUCUGGAGUGGGAAAAAGCUCUCCUGGUCCAAGAAAAGUGAGCAUUGCCCUGAUGCUGAAACAGCAAAUGCUGCAGGAAGGUCGGGGACUAAUUUAAGGAGCCAAGAGAGGAAGUACAGCUGCUCGUCCAUCGAGCUGGAUCUAGACAGGUCCUGUGGGCACAGGUUUUUGGGGCGCUCUCUCAAGCAGAAGCUGCAGGAUGCUGUGGGUCAGUGCUUUCCCAUAAAGAACUGCAGCAGCCGGCACGCCUCAGGACUGCCAUCCAAAAGGAAGAUCCAUAUCAGUGAGCUGAUGCUGGAUAAGUGUCCUUUCCCUCCUCGCUCAGAGCUGGCUUUCCGCUGGCACUUGAUCAAAAGGCACACGGCCCCUAUAAGUCCAAAGGCAGAAGAAUGGAUAAUUGCAGAUUUAUCCCAGCACGAGGAAAGGGAGGACCAGCUGCGAGACGAGGAGAUUGCCAAUGGGGGGAUGGACUCUCCCUCCCAGUCCUGUGACUUCACUGACAGCAGCUCCUCUCGGGGGGACCCGAGGCCCGAGCUGGUGACAGGUAAGGUGGCAAGGAGCAGCAGGGAUGAGAGUGACAUGGACUCCGAUGAUGAAGUCAUAACCCUGUGCACAAGCUCUCGGAAACGAAACAAGCCCAAGUGGGAAACGGAUGACGAGCUGCUGCGGAUGGAAACGCCCCCGAAAUACCACACCCAGAUUGAUUAUGUCCACUGCCUAGUGCCAGACCUCCUCCAGAUCAAUAACAACCCCUGCUACUGGGGAGUCAUGGAUAAAUACGCCGCCGAGGCGCUGCUGGAAGGGAAGCCAGAGGGAACGUUCCUGUUGCGAGACUCUGCCCAGGAGGACUAUUUGUUCUCCGUCAGCUUCCGCCGCUACAGCCGCUCCCUCCACGCCCGGAUAGAGCAGUGGAAUCACAACUUCAGCUUUGAUGCCCAUGACCCCUGUGUCUUCCAUUCUCCUGACAUCACGGGGCUCCUAGAACACUACAAAGAUCCGAGCUCCUGUAUGUUCUUUGAACCACUUUUAUCCACUCCCCUGAACAGGACCUUUCCCUUCUCUCUCCAGCAUAUAUGUAGAACGGUCAUUUGCAACUGUACAACUUAUGAUGGUAUCGAUGCACUUCCCAUUCCUCCCUCGGUGAAGCUGUAUCUCAAGGAAUAUCAUUAUAAGUCAAAAGUUAGAGUGCUCAGGAUUGAUGUACCAGAGCAGCAAAGCUAGAAAAUAUUUUUGUGAAAGAAAUUUUCUCCCAACAGACAAUAGUAUGUUCAAUCUCUUUUCCUUCUAGGUUUUUUUUUUUAAUAGCGACUUGAUUAUUUUUUCUUUUUCUGGAUAUUAUUUACCACCCAAACUAGUCUCUGUUUAAAUGUACUUUUGAGUCUGCACAGCUCUCUUUUUUAGAAAUUAUAUUCAUUGUGGGCUUUUGGUACUGUCCCUAGGCUAGAGUUUUAUGGAAUUCCAGGUAGGCUUUCUGGUAUUUCUAUAGAUGGAUAGACAUUAGAUCUAAAACCCCCUGAAAAUCAGUUUUGAACUUGAUCUGUCUUUUCUAUUGUAGUUGACACGUGUUGCUGACAUGAUUGAAAUAAUGCACUGUUAACUAAAGAUUGACUCAUCUGUAUUUUCUGCAUUUCUUUUAAAAUGAGUGCUCUAGCCUC